This is a messenger RNA of Oryzias latipes (Japanese medaka), 4419 nucleotides long. Its product is annotated as xenotropic and polytropic retrovirus receptor 1 homolog. Gene Ontology annotation, biological process: phosphate ion transport; cellular response to phosphate starvation. Gene Ontology annotation, cellular component: plasma membrane; cytoplasm; Golgi apparatus. Gene Ontology annotation, molecular function: phosphate transmembrane transporter activity; inositol hexakisphosphate binding. The record is from RefSeq and is a predicted model, not a curated record. Lineage: Eukaryota; Metazoa; Chordata; Actinopteri; Beloniformes; Adrianichthyidae.
AUAUUUCCCACUGCACUCGAAGGCAUCUUGAGCAAAAGCCUCGCGCCAGCAGCGCGUGCGCCAGAAAUGAUGCACUGUCUUCAGUUGUGUUUUCUUCACCACUAGUACAGCCAAUGAACUCAGGUUUUCGUUAAUUAAGAUGUGAAAGCAGAGGAAAGUCUUCGCGCAAACAGAGGAUGAGACACGAGUGGCGACAGGGCUAGAGAGCAGAAGCUAGGUGAAGACUACAAGGGCAUCACUGAGUCAGUUCCCCCCGCCUGUGACUGAGGCUCCCAUCCCGGUGUAAUGGUCGAAUCAGAACUCCGGUUCGAACGUUCGUAGAUUCAUUGGGAUAAGCCCCGCUAGUUGAACUCUUCCGGUUUUGGUUGGUUCUGGAAAGGGAAAAAAACUUGAUUAGCCAAAAUGAAAUUUACAGAGCAUCUAUCCGCGCACAUUACACCGGAGUGGAGAAAACAAUACAUCCAGUAUGAGGCGUUCAAAGAGAUGCUGUAUGCUGCCCAAGACCAGGCGCCAUCAGUUGAAGUCACAGACGAGGACACCGUUAAGAGAUACUACGCCAAGUUUGAAGAAAAGUUCUUCCAGGCUUGUGAAAAAGAGCUGGCCAAGAUCAACACCUUCUACUCUGAAAAGCUGGCUGAGGCGCAGCGACGAUUCGCCACCCUGCAGAAUGAGCUGCAGUCCUCUUUGGACGCCCAGAGGGAGAGCCUGGCCAAUGCCCGAGGCCUGAGGAGGAGGAAGACGGUGUUUGCCCUUUCACAGCAGGAGAGAUGCAAACACAGGAACAUAAAGGACCUGCAGCUGGCCUUCUCCGAGUUCUAUCUCAGCCUCAUUCUGCUGCAGAACUACCAGAAUCUGAACUUUACAGGUUUCAGGAAAAUACUGAAGAAACAUGACAAGAUCUUGGAAACGCCGCGAGGGGCGGACUGGAGGGUGGCUCACGUUGAGGUGGCUCCGUUUUACACAUGCAAGAAGAUCACACAGCUCAUCUCUGAGACAGAAGCGCUGGUCACAACAGAGCUGGAAGGUGGGGACAGACAGAAGGCCAUGAAGAGGUUGAGGGUGCCUCCUCUGGGAGCCGCACAACCUGCUCCUGCCUGGACCACCUUUAGAGUCGGACUCUACUGUGGCGUUUUCCUCGUCCUAAUCGUUGCAGUGGUAAUUACAGGAGCUGUGGUGAUCAGAAAUUCUGAAGUCUGGCCUAUGGUCAGGAUCUACAGAGGGGGCUUCCUGUUGAUAGAAUUUCUCUUUCUACUGGGGAUCAACACGUACGGAUGGAGGCAAGCUGGAGUUAACCACGUCCUCAUAUUUGAGCUGAACCCCAGAAACAACCUGUCCCACCAGCACCUGUUUGAGAUUGCAGGCCUGUUGGGGGUGCUGUGGUGUGUCAGCCUGCUGGCUUGUUUAUUCAGUAACAACAUUCAGAUACCGAUGCAGGCCAACCCUCUGAUUCUGUAUGGAUUCUUCCUCCUCUUCCUCAUCAACCCCUUCAAGACCUGUUACUACAAGUCGCGGUUCUGGCUGCUGAAGCUUCUGUUUCGAGUCGUGACGGCUCCCUUCCACCGGGUGGGGUUUGCAGACUUCUGGCUGGCUGACCAGCUGAACUCUCUGGUGACGGUUCUGAUGGACCUGGAGUACAUGAUCUGCUUCUACAGUUUUGAGCUGGACUGGAAGGAACAAAAUGGACUCUUCAGAAACGGUAAAGUGUGCAACUCAUAUUCCUAUGGAGUCCGUGCUGUGAUCAAGUGUCUACCUGCGUGGUUCCGCUUCGUCCAAUGUCUUCGACGGUACCGCGACACCAAGCGAGCUUUUCCUCACCUGGUCAACGCUGGGAAAUACUCCACGUCUUUCUUUGUGGUGGCCUUCGCUGCACUCUACAGCACACAAAAAGGUCAAGACCACGCCCACGUCUUUCUCUAUUUACAUAUCAGCUGUUUAGUGGUCAGCUCGUGUUACACACUCAUCUGGGAUCUGAGGAUGGACUGGGGUCUGUUUGACCGCAACGCCGGGGAAAAUUCCUUCCUGAGGGAGGAGAUCGUUUACCCACACAAGGCGUAUUACUACAGUGCCAUUGUGGAAGACGUCCUCCUGCGCUUUGCAUGGAUUUUAACCAUUUCUGUCACCACUCUCACCGACAUACCCUACAGUUCUGACAUACUGGCUACAGUCCUGGCUCCACUUGAGGUGUUCAGACGCUUUGUGUGGAAUUUUUUCCGACUUGAGAACGAACAUCUGAAUAACUGCGGCGAGUUCCGAGCCGUCAGAGACAUCAGCGUGGCUCCGCUCAAUGCCGAUGACCAGACUCUGCUGGAGCAGAUGAUGGACCAAGAGGACGGUGUCCGGAACAGACACGGCAAGAAGACCUGGAAAAGGAGCUACAGCAUGAAUCUACGCAGGCCGCGACUCGCGUCACAGUCAAAGACCCGUGACACCAAAGUCCUGAUAGAGGACACGGACGAUGACUCCUGACAUCAGGCCACGCCUCUCGCCUGGGUCCAGAAUUUAUUCAAAGUGGGGAACUCCACUACCUAAAGGAGAAACGACCCAGCGAGUGGCGUCCCAGAUCAAAUCUCGCCAUCUCUUCUCCGGUGCACGAGCCGCUUCUUGGGAUCUAAAAUCAUCCAGGAGGAGGACUUUUCGAACAAUCGAGCCAUUCACGCGGCGAACCCACCUUCAGUCUCCACCAACAGUGAGCGUCCUGCUAAAACUCUGGCUGAGUGGGUGAGGAGCUGGUGGCGACGGGCAGGAACUCUCACCUGCAGGUUUUCCUCAGCUGCACCUCGUUGCCUCCUGAAGGAGGCCGGGCCUGAAGUGUUCCCGCCACAUCUGUGUCUUGCAGGGAUUGCCGCCCCUGCUGUCAUGAAUCCCACUUUAAACAUCCCAAGAACGCUCAGAGGAGCCUAAAGAAAAGAAGAAAAAAAAGUGCCACAUCAGGAGGUGGUAUCUGCCUCGUAGAGCCAGACCGUUUUUCCACAGUGGUCUUAUCUCCUCCUCUUCCUCUUCAUCCUCUGUUACAUCGUCAGACUGUGAUGAGAACGACUCUGUCUACCUAACCUCACCUCACGCACUUUGAAGGAAACCUUAGCCAGGAUCAGAAAAUGUGUUGAGUGAACUCCGAUGGGUCCAAGUUUAUACAGAUACUCAAGUACGUGACUGUUUGUCUUCACAAGGAACGUUCCAAGAGACUCCUUCAGGAAUGGUUUGACCCAUUUUAACUGUAAAUAUGCCAUUAGGGUGCGAUUUAAAUGUAAAAAGUCCAAAUGAAAAAAAAGAAGUGACCCUGAAUGAAUGGAAGCGGCCUGCAAGAACCACAACGGAUGCCUCUGCUGAAUGUACCAGAGAAAAAAGAAAAAACACGGAGAACGUGUCCGCUUGACUUUAAAUUUUCCUCUUCUCUGCAGAAGUCCUACAUGAACUUGAUGAUUUAGUCUUUUUGGAAAAAAAAGUUGGAUGAAAAUGAUGAAAACGCCCCCUACUGGUCCAAUCUGGGAUUUGAUUUCACUCUUGGAACAAAUUAGUCAGUCAGAGCUUAUGUCAUUCCGGACUGUUAGCAGAAACAUCUUUACACUUUAGUUCUGGUGUAUUUAUAUAUUUUUGGAUUAAAUAAUAUAUCUAACAUCUAAAAUGUUAUUUUAAUAUGUUCCGUACAAAUUAUUUAUAAUUCACAAUUUGUUUUCUCCCCCCAGUAACUAUUGUAAAGUCUAGACUGCAGAGAAAACGUUUAGUUUUUUUUCCACAUCCAUCUUUUGAGCAGACACUUGUAUGCUUUUGGAAAGCAGACUGAGGGGCUGCUGCUGCUCUCCAAACUCCUGACAUGUUCUCCCUCAAUCGUCUGAUGGAUGAAGCACACUUCUCUGCAGGCAGGAUUUAAAAAAAAAAAUAAGUCAUCCUUCUUUGCUGCUUCCUUUAAACAACACUGGAGAAAAGGCUUUCAUGUCAUAACUUCAUUCCUUUUUAUUUUUUUAGUCUUACGUUCCAAAUAUGGCCAAAACUCUUCAGCUGCACAUUGUGCUGCUUUCAAAGUUUAUUCCUUUGGUAUUUCACGACAUUCUCUGAUUUCAUCUUUGUUUUUGCACUGUUUUGCAGCCAUAACACUUUUUGUUCAUCGCUUGUGCAUGCAGUGUCUAGUGACUCAGCAGUCACUUUCUGUGCACCUUAACGCCAAACGUCAUUUCCAGGUUUUCAUCUUUCUCUUUGGCUCUGAGUGAAAAAGCAAUUCAGUUCCUGUAAAAAGUUGUAUUUUUAUCUCACUAAAGCUUUUUUUUUUAAAUCUGAGAAUCAAUGGCAGAGUUGUAAACUUUUUAAGAAGCUUUGUGUCUCAUUCUGUUGUACUUUUGAAAGUAGAGCUCUGAUGAACGUCGUGGUCUUAGAUCCUCGCUCAUCGUCAACAAUCAAUAAAUCCUUUUUCUUACUCAUUUCAAA